AUGUUGGGGAAUUCAGCUGCGGCGCGUGGGGUUAGGUAUGAGAGAGAGCAUAUGUGUAAUGCUCCGGCGAAUUCUAGUAUAGGGUGGAGAGAUCCUGGGUGGAUUUUUCAUAGUGUUAUGAAGAAUUUGAAUGGUGGCGUUCGGUACUAUUAUCAGGUUGGGAGUGAUUCAAAGGGAUGGAGUGAGAUCCAUAGCUUUAUCGCUCGUGAUGUCUACGCAGAAGAAACCAUUGCUUUCAUGUUUGGAGACAUGGGUUGCGCUACACCUUACACUACCUUUAUCCGUACACAAGACGAGAGUAUAUCCACAGUGAAGUGGAUUCUCCGUGACAUUGAAGCUCUUGGUGACAAGCCAGCUCUUGUUUCACACAUUGGUGAUAUAAGCUAUGCUCGUGGUUACUCCUGGGUGUGGGAUGAGUUCUUUGCUCAGAUCGAGCCUAUUGCCUCGAGAGUUCCUUACCAUGUCUGUAUCGGUAACCAUGAGUAUGAUUUCCCUACUCAGCCUUGGAAACCGGAUUGGGGAACUUAUGGUAAUGAUGGUGGUGGUGAGUGUGGUGUGCCGUAUAGUCUUAAGUUUAACAUGCCUGGAAACUCAUCAGAACCCACCGGAACCAAAGCUCCUCCAACAAGGAAUCUAUAUUACUCUUAUGAUAUGGGGUCUGUUCAUUUCCUUUACAUCUCCACUGAGACGAACUUUCUCAAAGGAGGGAGUCAAUACGAGUUCAUAAAGCGAGAUCUUGAGUCUGUAAACAGGGAGAAAACACCGUUUAUUGUAGUGCAAGGACACAGACCGAUGUAUACUACCAGCAACGAGGUUAGAGACGCUAUGAUUAGGCAAAAGAUGGUUGAGCAUUUGGAACCUCUGUUUGUGGAAAACAAUGUGACGCUUGCUCUAUGGGGACAUGUUCAUAGAUACGAGAGGUUUUGUCCUAUAAGCAACAACACUUGUGGUAAACAGUGGCGAGGAAGCCCGGUUCAUCUUGUGAUUGGUAUGGGUGGUCAAGAUUGGCAACCGAUUUGGCAGCCGAGACCGAACCAUCCGGGUCUUCCUAUAUUCCCUCAGCCUGAACAGUCAAUGUACCGUAGAGGUGAGUUUGGGUACACUCGUUUAGUUGCGAAUAAAGAAAAGCUUACUGUUUCGUUUGUGGGUAACCAUGAUGGAGAAGUUCAUGAUACGGUUGAGAUGUUAGCAUCUGGGGAAGUAAUCAGUGGGAGCAGAGAGGAUACUGUUAAGACCGUUCCUGCAUCUGCAGCUGCAGCACUUGUGGGAAAAUCUGAAUCUAAUGUCUUAUGGUAUGUUAAAGGAGCAGGCUUGAUGGUUAUUGGUGUUCUUUUAGGGUUCGUUAUGGGCUUUUUUACAAGGGGAAAGAAAGGAUCUUCAUCUGAUAACCGUUGGAUACCAGUGAAGAAUGAGGAGACAUAAUCUUAAAGAAGUUGAAUCUAUUUUAGGGCAUGAUUUGUAUAGUAUAUAUCUUAGUUCCCACGGUAAGAACCAUGUUGUGUACACUGUAAUAAGAUUUGAUUCUUGCAAGUAUGAAGAGUUUGUCUGAAAAUCACUUUACCAUGUUUGGUGUAAAUACAUACUGUAUGUAAUAAUAUUUUACAUUGGUUUAUCA
Molecule: messenger RNA, 1615 nt
Organism: Eruca vesicaria subsp. sativa (arugula)
Lineage: Eukaryota; Viridiplantae; Streptophyta; Magnoliopsida; Brassicales; Brassicaceae
Source: the annotation of a GenBank genome assembly